This is a messenger RNA of Anoplophora glabripennis (Asian longhorned beetle), 2514 nucleotides long. RefSeq names its product zinc finger protein 90-like. Gene Ontology annotation, cellular component: nucleus. The transcript is spliced from 2 exons. Gene Ontology annotation, molecular function: RNA polymerase II cis-regulatory region sequence-specific DNA binding; DNA-binding transcription activator activity, RNA polymerase II-specific; zinc ion binding. The record is from RefSeq and is a predicted model, not a curated record. Gene Ontology annotation, biological process: regulation of transcription by RNA polymerase II. NCBI's taxonomy places the organism in Eukaryota, Metazoa, Arthropoda, Insecta, Coleoptera, Cerambycidae. The coding region runs from base 1 to 1428 and encodes 475 amino acids.
AUGACCAAUCUCCAAGAAUUUUGUUGCAUUUGUGUGAAAAAAUACCCUCAUUUAGAAAACAUAAAUGAAACUGACGCAGAAAAUAUUAAAUAUCACCAUAAAUUAUCAGUAUGCGUACCAAAUCAGAAUUGGCCCGAGGACUACAAUUUAUGCAAAAACUGUGUGGAACGACUCGAUGCAGCGUUUUCUUUUAUUCAAAUUUGUAUAAAAAGUGAAGAACUGAGGAAGCAACAAUUAAGGAUAUUAAAAGAAGAAAGCAGAGACCCAGAGGAAUUUUUUGGAUGUGAUAUUUGUAAAAAACAGUUUAAACUCAAACGUUCUUUAAAACUGCAUGUCACGAGGAUACAUACUAGGAGAAAAGUAAAAGAGGAAAGAAUAAAACUCGAAGAUCUGGAACAGAAGGAAUCAAUUUUAAGAAACAAAGCUGUAAAAGAAGAAAAUGAGUACAUUGAUGAGCCCGAGUCGCAAAAAGAAGCUGAUGCUGAAAACAUAAACAAAUACAGUGAUGACGAGGAAAAUUACGAUAACGGAAACGAUAGUAAUUUUUCUAGUGAUGAAGACAUCAAACCACAACAAGAGAUUAAAAAAAGGUACAACAAGCGAAAAAAUCCUUUAACAUGCGAAUACUGUGGUAAAAUAUUUAACAGAAGGCAGCAUUGGUCAUCACACAUACGAUCUAAACACACUUUCGAAAAACCAUAUCAGUGCAAUUUGUGCGACGCAAAGUAUACAAACUCUCACAGCCUACUAGUGCAUAAAAGGAAUCACAACAAUGAAAAACCUUUCAUUUGCUCGUACUGUGGAAAAAGUUUCGUCUGUUCGGGCGAUUUGUACCACCACAGCAAAAUCCACUUGAACAAACGAGAAUAUAAGUGCUCGCAAUGCGAGAAGAGUUUUAACACUGCAAGCAUACUAAGAACACAUAAAAUAUGCAUGCAUACUGAACCAAAAGACUGGAAAUACAUAUGCAAUUAUUGCAACAAACGGUUCCCCAUAAAUUCGAGCUUAGCGACACAUCUGAAACGUCACACGGGUAUUAAGGAGUUCUCUUGUCAUAUCUGUGACAAAAAAUUCUUCGAUAAUUCCGAAUUAACCAAGCAUUUCCGAAGCCACUCUAGCGAACGCUUGUACAAGUGCAGUUUGUGCGAAGACAAAGAAUAUAAGAACAGGUAUGGACUUAGGAAACACAUGAAAAUCAUCCAUGAUAUCGGAUCGAUGAAGAUAACGAAGCCGGUGAAGAAAUUUGUAUGUCCGUUGUGUCCAAAAAUUUUCGCUUUCAAUAAUAAAUUGCAGAAACAUAUGUGCACUCAUACGGGAGAGAAACCAUUUAAAUGUGACUAUUGUGAGAAAAAAUUUGUGGAUAAUUACUAUCGGAAAGUGCAUCUGAAGAAAAAACAUAAUAUUGAACUGAACGAAGAGUAUUCGUAAUUUUAUAAGGUUUUUAAUUUAUUUUAAUUUUUAAAGGUAAGAAGUACAAUACAUUAAGAAGGCAACAAAGUCAAUUAUUUUGUACAUAAAUAAAAAAUAGAAGUAUACCUAAUGUUUAAGGCGUAAAAUAGAAAUUUAAUAUAAAAAAAACUAAUAAAAGACUUGAUGGCAGAUCUAAUUUGAGCAUAUAAAAAUUAUAAUUUGAGGAUAUUGGAUGUUUUUGGCAGUUAAAAAUUAUUUUUACACUAAAUUCCAACUGAAUUCUAGAAUACCUAUAUCAUAAAAUGCAAGUGCCAAAGAGUAUUGUUUAAUUUAUCCAAUUUUAGUUAUAUUGAAAAUUAUCUUAAAUAUUUCAAUUUGUAGAAUUUUAGUGCUGUGUAAAAAGUAUGUUUUGGAUGAAAAAAUAAUUCAAUUGCCAAACACUUCGUAAAGCUUCUUAUCACUGUUUCAUAUUUAAGAUUUGGUGCUGAACAUUUUUAAUUGAAGUGUCAAAUAACUCAGAAUUUCAAGGAUAUGUUUACGAAUUUCAUGGGGAAAAGCUGUAUUUUUAUAUUUUCUUUUAAUUACCCAAAAGUGCAAUAAUGUGAAAUUUUAAGGCUUUAAAUCAUAGGACUUUAGUUUUAGUUUAUAUUUAAAGUUGCUUUACACAUAAUGUUUUAUAGAGGUUACUAAUUGCCCGAAUGCCAUUGAAAAUUCCAUAAUAAAAAUUGUUCCGUUUCUAAAAUAUAGGGUGUUUGAAAAAAAAUUAAAAUUAUAAAUUCUCAGGAUCUUUUUACAAAAUGUGCAAAUCAGAAUUGUUGACAUAUUUAGUGAUUUUUUAGUAUAAAAAGUAGAGCUGUAAAAUUCAGUUACUUGUCGGUACCUGUAACUACUCAUUACUUUUUCAUACAGUGAUCGUUACUUCGGAUCAGUUAUUCGAGUACUCGAAGUUCAAAAGGUGCUGUAUGGGUAGUACGAGUACUGCAGCAGUCGGAUUAUAACGGUUUGAGAUCCGAAGUUACUUGUCUUGUAUGCAGGUUAGGUAAUCGGUACCUACUACCUACAAAUUUCGAUUUAGAAACUUAUGUUUCGCAGCAUUAAAGUGUU